Molecule: messenger RNA, 275 nt
Organism: Funneliformis mosseae
Lineage: Eukaryota; Fungi; Glomeromycota; Glomeromycetes; Glomerales; Glomeraceae
Source: the annotation of a GenBank genome assembly
AAGGAUCUUUUUCUACAAAAGUUUUACAAAAUAAUUAUCAUUUCAUCAAAGAAUUGAUUUUAGAAAAAAAGUUCAUCCCAUUUCCACCCAGACCAACCUCUUUACGAUUAACUUUCGGACCGAACCCUCACAACCAAAUAAUUGUUCCCGAUGAAUACGCACCAAAGGAUGGGUAUGAAAAUGACGGAAAGCUCGAUAUAAUCGGCGGAGCAAUUGCAAUUGAACCAAAGUUGGUAAAAACUAUGGGAGAAAAUAGGAUUCGACUAGAUUUGUGA